Rosa chinensis is the source of this 606-nucleotide messenger RNA. RefSeq lists its product as uncharacterized. Bases 1 to 606 code for a protein of 201 amino acids. The record is from RefSeq and is a predicted model, not a curated record. The transcript has a single exon. Lineage: Eukaryota; Viridiplantae; Streptophyta; Magnoliopsida; Rosales; Rosaceae.
AUGGAUCUUUGUCUGAUUGAGGAACAGCCUCUUGAGCUAGAUUCUGAGAGUACUGAUGAAGAUAGGAGGUACUACAAAGAGUGGUAUAAGUGCAAUAGGCAGGCCAAAAAUGUUACUAGGAGUACCAUGUCAGACACUGUUAGAGGGUCGAUAGUGGAACUUGAACUGGCUAUGGAUUUUCUAGAGGCUAUAGCUGACAAAUACAGGGAGAGUGACAAGGCAGAAGGGGCUAGGCUUUCCAAGAAGUUUAAUGAGCUAAAGUAUUCUGGAAAUGGGAGUGUGAGAGAACAUAUUAUGCAGCUGAUUGAGAUAAAUGCUAGAGUGAGAGACCUAGAUAUGAGGGUUAAGGAUGAACAGGUUGUGCGUGUGGUGCUUUGCUCUCUGCCUAACACAUACAGUAACCUCAGGACCACUUACAAUGCACAGGAAACUAAAUGGGACCUUAAUAAGUUGAUCUCUAUAUGUGUGGAUGAGGAGGAUAUAAUUAAGAAGGAAAAAGAGCCAACUACUACAGUGAAUCUUGUUGAGAAACCAAAAUGGAAAAAGCAAAACAAGCUUAAAGUGAAGAAAACCACCAACACUAAAGUUACAGCAAAACCUGCAUAA